ACAGUUGAUAGAAAUUAUGACGUCCGACCCAAGAACCAAGAAGAAGAAGAGUUGACAAAAAUCAUUUGGGGGCAGGAUGGAUGAAAUAAAGAACAAAUUUUUGGAUUUAAUCCACAAACAGCAAAAUAAGAACAUGAAGAUCCCUGCAAUGGGAUUUUCCGACUAUUUCAUCCAAAAUGUCCAGACGUCCUCAAUCCAGACAGCCCCGUCCACGGCAAAAGCCCCACAUGGAGACUCCUCAGAGGCUCGUCUGUCCGAUCAGGAGAUACUCGAGGCCACAGAGGGCAUCUACUUCGAAGAUGGUGCCCACACAUCGCUGUACGAGCUGGAAAAAUUCCGUGAAAGGUGUGACCUCGAAGCCAUCUCGCAGCAAAUCUCUGUGCUGAAGCAGCAACACAAAGUGAUUUCGAAGAAAGUCCUCCAACUCAUCCUGGACAAUCGGACGGCGUGCAAUGAGGAAUUUUCACGAAUUGAGGAGACAGAGAAGAUGCUGUGUGAGGCGAUUUGGGUGUGCCGGAAGGGACGGAGUUAUUUGAAUUUUGCCAAAAAGAAUCUCACAACGACAAGCUUGGAGAUUUUAGCGACUUACAAGAAGCGUGAGGUACUCAUGGAGCUCCUGAAGACACUGAAAACAAUCAAGAGGAUCAAGACGACUGACACACAGCUGCAGGAACUCGUUUCCGGUGGCAACUACUCAGGCGCCAUUGAGACUCUCCUUGAGUGCCGGAAGGCAGCUGAACGGUACAGCCAGUACAAGUGUGUGGAAUCCCUGUCGCAGAAGCUCCAGGAUACCCUUCUUAUGACCGAAGUGCAAUUGGACGCGGUACUUAAUGAGAUGACACAGCAAUUUGAUACGAAGAAGUAUACAAAACUCCAGGAGGCCUACAAGCUACUCGGGAAGACCCUCAUUGCAAUGGAUCAGCUGCACAUCAGCUUCAUCUCCACCAUCCAUACGGCAGCUUUUACUGUUGUCCGUGCUAAUGGUGAUGCAGCGGACGAGCAGAAGCCGAAGCAACUCUUUGAGGCUCUCUGUGAAUCCGUGGCUGCGGACAAGUACAUUUCGUGCCUCAUUAAUCUCUGUCGUUCCUUCUGGGGUAUUCUCUCGUGCUACUACCAGGUUACGCUGUGGCAUCAAAACUUCAACGUUGACCCCGAAGCUGAUGAGUACAUCCAUGAGAAGCUGAAGAAUGGCCAAGUGCGCAUCUGGAAUGAUAUCCAGGCAAAGAUUUCCGUGUACCUGUCCAGCCCACGGUUGCAUCAACUCAAAUUUGAGCAAUUCAUCCAAGUUCUCUGCAUCAUUCAGCGACUAAAGAAGGUUGGUGUGGAAUUCUGCGGGGAUUCCUCUGGGAAACUCAUGGAAAGUAUGAAAAAUCAGAGCAUGGAAUUCUUCAAGCGCUACCACUCAUCCUGCCUCGAGGAGAUUAGCUUAUUCCUCGACAACGAAGCAUGGGUGUGCGUGAAUUCCUUCAGCAGUGUCUCCCAAUUGCAGGAAUUCAAGUCCAUGAAGAAAGCCCUCCAGCGUCAUUCAACGGCCCAGGAUUCCGGGAAACCCCCAACACCACGUCCAUCGCAGCCUCCGGUGGGAAAUAUGGACAACGACUCUUCUGCCCACUCUCAGGAUGGCGGGAGUUCCAUCUAUGCCUAUUGCGGGUACUUCCUACGCUUUUCGGAGAAGAGUAGCCCCUUCGAUGGGGGAUUCGAUGAAUCAAUGCUCGAGGAGGACAUCCUCGCGGGAAUUGCCGAUGAAACAUCCUGCUACUUCUCCGAAGAAAGCGAUGAUGACAAUUUUCAGGGAGCCAAUGAUGCAGACUCGGCGCAGGCAUCGCUGAUUGUUAACAAUACCUCCCUCACGGUUCUCCGCUGUAUUGGACGCUAUUUGCAAAUGUGUCGCCUCCUGCAUUCCAUUGCACCCCAAAUUGUAGCUUGUAUGAUGGAAUUAAUUGACUUCUUCAUCUACGUUGUGCACGAAUUCUUCGCACGUGACCUCCCUGUGGCCAGCAACAAUCUCUACACGCCGCACUUGACGCGGAAUCUCCAGAGAAUCUCAAUGGAAAUCAUUCCAAAGGUUAAAAAUUGGCCCCCAUCGAAGAUGAUGAUUGCCAAUGAGCUGCAAGAUGGGGAUGAAAUGUAUGGGCUGGCAAAGAGAAUUGUGGGCAUUGAGAGUGCUUGUUGCCUUGUGGAGCAAUUUGAGCAGCUACAGAACUACAUGUUGCACCUCCUGCCCCCCAAUGAGCGGAAACCCCUUGAGGAGUAUUUUAGCAAUUCGGCGUAUGUGAGUGAUCUCCGGAAGCCCGUCUACAUGUGCACAACUGCUCGUUUAGCCGACAUGCAGAGUAUCCUCCUGGCCAUGGCGAAGAUUAAGUGGGACGUCAAUGAUGUCACAGUCCAUCAUUCAGCCUACAUUGACAGUAUUACAAGGGCUAUUCAGACUUUUGCAAUGCGCCUGGAGGAGCUGUCGAAGCAGACCAUCGUGCCAAAGGCCUUUGUGUGGGAUAGCAUGGCACACGUGCUGACACACACACUCGUGGAGGGUUUCUCGAAUGCCAAGAAGUGCUCAACAGGUGGUCGUGCACAGAUGCAGCUGGACUUUGCGCAUUUCAUCUCAAUCCUCGAGCUUAUUUCGGGGCUCAAGUACACCAUCCAUCAGGGGUACGUUGACGCCUAUGUGAAGGCCUUCUACCUGCCCAAGGAUCUCCUCGAGGAGUGGAUUCGGGAGCAGAAGGAAUCCACGGAGUACUCGGAGAAGCAACUCGUUGGCCUUGUUAUGUGUACGUGCAACAAUGACAAGAAGAUGCGGCAAAAAUUGCUUGGGAUCAUCGGUACGGGCGAUGUAUCCUAAAAGCAUUCCUUAAUUCUCUUUCUUAAUCUCUCUAUCUACUUUUUUUUUUCUAUAUUUUCUUAGAAAAUAAUACAAUCUCAGAGUCCUUUCUCGAAUACAGUGUGAUCACCCUGAGAUCUCACUGAUCUUCUUUUUUUUUAGAAAUCUCAAACAUUCCUUAUCUAUCGGACUUAAUCUCCAAAUGUUUUUUUUUUUUUUAAUUCACACGAAAUAAUGUCUUUGUUAGAAAAAAAAAUUGUCUAUAAAAUUAAAAAUAUUAGUCGAAAUAUAUAUUUAUUUAAUGUUUCCAAA
Messenger RNA from Lutzomyia longipalpis, 3130 nucleotides. It is a transcript of the gene Vps50, whose product is annotated as syndetin. Bases 77 to 2839 code for a protein of 920 amino acids. The transcript has 4 exons. Gene Ontology annotation, molecular function: SNARE binding. Gene Ontology annotation, cellular component: EARP complex. NCBI's taxonomy places the organism in Eukaryota, Metazoa, Arthropoda, Insecta, Diptera, Psychodidae. The record is from RefSeq and is a predicted model, not a curated record. Gene Ontology annotation, biological process: retrograde transport, endosome to Golgi; endocytic recycling.